Messenger RNA from Parasteatoda tepidariorum (common house spider), 4332 nucleotides. RefSeq names its product WD repeat domain phosphoinositide-interacting protein 2. The record is from RefSeq and is a predicted model, not a curated record. Lineage: Eukaryota; Metazoa; Arthropoda; Arachnida; Araneae; Theridiidae. Gene Ontology annotation, molecular function: protein binding.
AUCAAACAGUCGGAAACGUAUGAUUCGAAGCCCUAGUCAAAAAAGUAAUUAACAUCAACUUGAAAAAUAAGGAAAAAUCUGUGGCGUGCGAAGGAAAAUGCUCUAAUAUCGUUAAAAUUAGACGUUUAUAUUUAAAUGCUUAAAGUAUAAAAAUUUGGAGUAAAAUGAAUAUUUCAGACAGUGAAUCAGCUCGUGACAUCUUAUACCUGAAUUUUAAUCAGAUAGCAACUGCUCUUUCUGUUGGAACUAAGAAUGGAUACAUGUUGUAUGAUUUAAACCAAGUUUAUGAAUGCGUUCCCACCUAUGACACAAAUUUGACACCCGCUAAAGGUCAGGUGACUGAUGUGUGCAUUAUAGAGAGAAAUUUCCUCACAAGUUUGAUUGCCUAUGUAACAUUAAAUUCCCCCCGAAGUCUUAUACUCUACAAUUACAAUAAAGGAACUAUCCUCAUAGACAGACUGUUUCCUAAUACAGUUCUAUCUGUCAAGCUGAAUAGGAAGAAUGUUGUUGUGUGCCUAGAAGACAGUAUAUUUAUACUAGAUGUUAUGAACUUGAAAGAGGACAAUAUGCAUGCAAUUACAGGCACUGCAACCAAUGUAAAAGGUUUGAUUGCCCUCACCUAUGGUUAUGGUAAUUCAUUAUUGGCAUAUCCAGCUAGCUCUGUGAAAGGGGAUGUGCAAAUAUUUGAUGCCACAUCUAAGCAUGCCAAAAUUACAAUCCCUGCUCAUGACAGUGAAUUGGCAGCCCUUACAUUUGAUGAGACAGGAGAUAAGCUAGCUACUGCUUCUAUUAAGGGGACAGUCAUCCGAGUGUUUGAUGUAGUGAGUGGUAAAGCUCUAUUUGAAUUUAGACGAGGCAUGAAGAGGUGUGUUGAGAUUCACUCCUUGUCAUUUAACAAAGAUGGUGAGUUUUUGUGUGCCUCAAGCAAUACAGAGACAGUUCACAUCUUUAAACUUCAGAACACUGAACCUGCAGAGCAGGUUGAAGAGGAAGCUGAGGGUUGGAUGGAGAUGUUUGGUAGAGUUCUCACUCAAUCAGCCAAGUACCUGCCUACACAGAUGUCAGAUGUCCUCACGCAGCAAAGGUCAUUCGCUUAUGUUCACCUUCCAUUUGUCACUCAGAAGACAAUAAGUGCUAUAUCUACGAUACAAAAUGUUCCGUAUGUGAUGGUUGCUUCUUUAGAAGGGUUUCUUUAUAUCUAUGAACUGAACGUUGAAAUGGGAGGAGCUUGUGUUUUAAUAAAACAGCACAGGUUGGAAGGACCAGUUAAACCUACUACAAAAAAUUCAAGUCCUGCUUUGUCGAAAUUUGAACCUCAUUCAACGAGUCAUCCUGUUGAAUCUGUGGAAAAAGAGUCACCUAUCUCAAAUAUCAAGUCCAGUCCUGUCCAUAAUCUUAAACUGGGCUAUGCCUGGCCUGAAGUUGAGCUGAAUCCUCCUUACCUUGACCUGAAAUUGAGUGAAAAAUACACUGAACAGGAAGAGCAUCCUAAUUCGGGUGUAAGUACCAGUUGUGUACUGAUGAUGUUCCUGUUAGAUAUGAAAUAUCUUCUUGUGAUACAGAACAGACAUUCUCAUCUGUUGAAUGAAAUAUGUAUAUUUUUCAUCAGAUAUCAUCUAUGUAUCAGCUCAUCAUUUGUGUACAAAAAUGGAAAAUAUAUGUUAUAUAAUCAUAUAAAAAUUUCAAGACUGUAAAAAGUUUUCAUUGACAAUGUAAUAGUUCUCACUAUUUGGAAAAAAAUUUUUAGUCUUAUUGAAAAAAGUAUUUUGAUUUUAUACAACGGGCCUAAAAUUUUAUUUAUCGUUUAUUUAUUAUUAGGUGAAAAGUUUUUUUUUAUUUAGGUUAAAAAGUUUGGUUAAAAUAGGAAUGCACAUGUUCUGCGGCCCGCAGGAGCUUCUGAAUGUAUAAAAAAUUUCCUUUUAAUUUAGUUUUUUUUAAAAUUUUAUUUAGUUAAAAUAUUUCAUUCAAAUUUAUAUUACUCUAUAAAAUAUGUAUAUUUUUAGCACUUUCAUUCUGUAAGAAUUUAUAUCUCUCCUAUAUAUAUUAGUAAAUAAACUAAUUAUUGAGAAAAAUCGAAAAAGCUUUUUUAAAAAAAAGUAUUGGUUGUUUUAGUUUUAAAUAAAUUCAAAUAAUUAAAAGUAUUUAAUUUUCUGAAGUAUGUUAUUAAGUUUUCUGACAAAAAUAUUUAAUGCUUAGAACAUUAAUGUUUUUAUAAAAAUUAUCAUAUUUGCCGCAGACAUGACUAAAUAUGUAUGCGGCCCUUUGUUUAUCUACCUGCUGUGCAAGUGGCCCUUCACUUAAAAAGCUUGCGCACCCCUAGUUUAAAAUUUUAAUUUUUUUUUUCAAAGCAAAAGCAUGUUACAAAUUUUAGUUUUUAAGUUUAAAAAUUUAAGAUUUAGAAAGAAAAUUACUUUUUUUGAAAAGUUAUGUAUGAAAUUUAUUAUUCAGGUCACCUGGAAUCUGAAUUAGAAAUAAUUGUUUUUCAGGUUUAACUGUAUUUUCAAUUUUCAACUAUAGGUAUUUUCCAUCUAUAGGUUAGAUUACUAUGCAGAUUCCAGAUAUUUAAGUAUAUAUUACAGAAAGUUUAAGUAUAAUAUUUUCACAUGGGACUCUUCUUACUUAUUUCCUAACUUCCUAAACUUUAAUGUAAUGAAAGAAAAUGCUGUAUUGAGUAUUUAUUUUUCUUAACCGCUUCCCUCUAUUUGGAAUAGUGAAUUUGUAAUGAAACUGGGAAGAAGUUCUUCAAUAGCAGGUGUAUAUGGUCAUAUAAAAAGAAUCAUUAUGCAUAACGUUGUUACAUAGCCUAAUUAUUACCAUAAAUACUCAGAAUAAUAAGUUUAAAAUAUAUUAAGUAAAACUUGCCUCCAUCAAAUUUUUUAAAUGUUUAAUAUCGAUAUUUUCGUCAUAUGAUCGCCAAUUGGCAAUCUUUCUCGGAAUUGUUCCCAUCCUUCUCCCAAAAGUGGUGUAAUAAAGUCAGGUGACAAAGAGGGAACCAAAUACUAAUUCCUGGUAAAUGGAUACAUAUGCAGAAAAAAAAACUUCAAAUAAAUAUGUAAAUAAUUUAAAUGGUUACAUUUUGAGCAAAAUAGUUUCACAUGCUUUUUUUUUUCUUUCAUGAUUUGGGUUGAUCAGUAUUUUCUAAUCUCAUGCCCGACUGUUACUGUACGCAGAGAUGAUUGUGCUCCAGAAAAAAUCUGGAUUUUUCGCUAACCGCGAUCCAGAAAUUUCUGGAAAUCCAAAGUCCAGAAGUUUCAAGAAAUUAUUGAUCACAUUUAUAAAUAAAAAUAUUAGAACUAGAAUUUAUGUUUGACAUCUCUUCCAUUUGAAACUAUUUUUUCUGGUAGAAUAAUAAAUGUGAUUAGAAAUAAAAAUAAACUUAUACAUAAUUAUUAAUUUAAAUUAUGCUGCAUGUAAUUUAUUUAGAAUUUCAUGUUGUGAAAAUAUCAAUGGUUUAAAUUUAAAAAAGACGGUAAUUUUUUGAAACGUGUCAUUAAUGAUUUUACUCAAGAAAUGUUCAGGAUUUUUCAGUUGGGAUCACAAUCACCCCUGUGUACAUUUGUUAACUUAAAAACUAAUAUUUGUAUUAUGAUUUGAAGAGAAAUUUUUUAAAAAAUUGAAAAAUUUUUUAAUGUAUGUUUUUGAGCUUAAAAAAGAGCUUAACUUUAGGCUCAUUCUAAAAGACCUAAAUAUUUUUGGAGAGUAUGUAACUACAGCGAAAACUUUUUAUGCUCUCAAAAUUUUGAAUAUCGAAAAAAAUUGUUUUUCAUGAUACACUCUUAUGUCUAUGUUUUUUUCUUUUUUAAUUGAGAGUUGUAAUAAUUGCAGAUUGUUUUCAUUCACUGUAUUCUCUGUCACCCAAUGCUUAGACUAUAAGCCAUUUGUUCUUUCAUUACUUAUUUGUUUGUUUGUUUUUUCUGAUUAUUUAAUUAUUAUUUAAGGUCUGGGAUUUUAUAUUCAGAACACAGAUAUUUUGGAUGAACUUAAAAUAUUAACAACUGAGCAUAGUAUGCAAUGAUAGAAGGGAAAUUUAUUUUAAUGUCAAAUAACGAUGAAAUUUAUAACUAUUUUUUUUAAAUAACAAAAUGAAUUAUAUCUACAGCCCCUGGACAAAUUAUUAGACACACUAUUAGAUUCUAUGUAAAAUCUUAAUUAUCAGGUGAUACUCUAUACAGUGUGUCUAAUAAUUUGGCUAGGUAUGAUAUAUUGUUAAACUAUAUCAUGCAAAAUUAUAUUCUUUAGUAUCAAAAUAUGAGUUGGUUUUAGUUGUUUAAAAUGCUUCUGUUUUUUGUUUAGUCUCAGAUCCCAGAAUCUAUAAAAUUGCAAUUUCUAUUU